This is a messenger RNA of Durusdinium trenchii, 2982 nucleotides long. Lineage: Eukaryota; Dinophyceae; Suessiales; Symbiodiniaceae. The record is from the annotation of a GenBank genome assembly.
AUGUCGCAGCCGGACCGCGCGUUGCUUGUGCAGCCGGUAUGGGCGCAGCGACUCUUGCAGGGCGAGGUGAAUUGCCUGGUGAAGCCGCAUAGCACCAGCGUCAGAGGCUUGGUGUUCCUUGCCGAGGCACGGACAGGGCGAGUGGUGGGCACAGCGCGCCUGACAUCAGCUCGUCAGUUGACGCCUGAGCAGAUGGCCUCGGAGCCAAUUCGACAAGAGGUCAUGGAAAGUGGUUUCAAGUCAGCCCAUGCAUGGUUUCUCGAAAACGUUAGCGGCCUUGAUGCCACCUGGGUGAUACCUGCGGAAGCCCGGAAAGGAUGUGCUCAAUGGAUACCUCGCCAACGUUGGGAGCCUGCAGCGCCACUGGCUUUGCCGAAUCGAACAGUGCGGCCUGCUGCCAGGGCUUGGCCGAAGCGGCUGCCCAGGAAACGCCCAUGUGGGUGGACAGAACCAGAACUUCGACCUCGCAGGCAUUUCCCCAGGCAACGGUCAAAGCCCAAAAGCAGCAGACAGAGACAAGCUAACCGGUGCCAUGCCAAUGAGCCAGCAGCUACGCUGGAACAGCCCUUGCAACGGAAUGGCUCGGUCAUGCCCUUGUCACACCGUUUGGCUGCUGGCAGGACCAGGGAUCGACAGCUGCACUUGGCACAGAUGCACCUUUUUCAUGAGCCUUGCAGACUGCAUGAGCCCCAGCGGCCGCAAAGCGGUCUCUUUGCAGAACACGAAGGGAAGCCUGUCUACGUGGUAGGCACAUGGCUAGACACCAGAAAGAAAAGACUCAUGACUGAUGUUCUGCCCCUUAGUCAAGGCGAGGAUAGCGCUUCAUACUCAGCUUUCCGGAAGCAAAUUUUCAGCUGUCCGCAGCAGACCCUGCGCAGAGUGGGCCAGGAGGUGUUGGUGCUGGAAAAAAGGAACCUCAGGAAGGAAAGGCUGCUGUUUCGUGUGGAGUCCAGGGUUCAUGCCCCCGCGGAUGCAAGCGAGCAAGUGGACUCUGAAGGUUCACGUCAAGGACACGAGCUGGAGGAGACCGGGCAGUGUGCACCUAUACCUCCCUUGGUGGACCCCUGUCAAGCCUCGGAGUGCGAAGCACAAGAAACGGUGCAUUUUGCAGGUGUGCAGCCUGCCACGCGGGUCAAGCCUUUGCUCGCAAUUCAGCAUGGCCCUUGUGGAAAGCAUGGCCAGAGGAAAGGCAUCGUGGUGCUGCGGAGAAAAUGCCACGCGAGCAGGUACAUUCUAGAUUUGCCGGUGCCCAUAGUUUUGGAUACUCGGCCAUGGCGUUGCCUUGCAUGCGGGCUCUACUUUCCUGUCAAGAUCAAUGAUAUACAGAAUCGUUUUCCGGGCACUUUGGUUGCUAAGUGCGCGAAGCAAGCCCAUGUUUUCUUCACGAAGAGAUUCCUGCAACUUAUCAUUGGCAAAUUCGGGGAGACCUUCAACGCCGCCGCGGUCAAACGGUUCGUAUUAGACCUCUACCUGGCCAAUACCAUCUACAUCAAUCACGCGGAGAGGGCUCUAUGGGCCAUCGAUUCCAUUCCACGCCUGUCCUCCUUGCGCUUCAUGCUGCGGGAAGCCUUGCUAUCUUACUUGCCUGGACUAAUCCGACAUAUUGAAGAACAUGUCCAUGUGUACAGUGGCUCAGCAAUACGGGGAGAUGGUCACUACAAAGUGGCUGCGCGUAUUCGCGUCGCUGACGGAACACCUCCCAGUGUCAUAUAUGCGUGGUGUGGUGUUGAUGGGGCUCUGCUCCGCCCGCCUGCUGCCCUGGCAAGCGAGACAUGGCCUGUCUUGAAGGAGGACCUGGCCAAAUUGAUCCCUGAUUUGGCGCGCAACAGGAAGCGGGCUGGCCUGCCGGGACAGGCGGUAUACCCAGCUUUCCACGCGACAGACACCUAUGGAAAACAUCGACUCAAAUUGCAGUCCUUCUACACCACCUUGGCAGAGCCGCAGCUGUCGGUGUCCGCCAAGACACCCCAGGCAGAGGCGCAGUCAGCAGAGCCAGCAGAGAAGUACUGCCCUACCUUGAUCACAGGUGAUCCUGCACACGAUUGCUUCGCCUUGCGACGUUUGGUGAGUACAAAAUCAACUGACGCCCAUGCUUUCCUGAGCGCUCACCGAGACUUGAUGGAGAGGUUGAGUUUGCCAAGUCCCCCGCAUGCGUCCUAUGCCAGUGACAAAAGCUCCAUGUGCGAAUUGCCGGAGGAAGCCAGGUCAGCAUUGCAGCUCCUCAUUUCAGAUGGUGCGAAGGGUAAGGAGAAAUGCGGGCAGAGCACUCUCCAGCAAGUCCACGCCUUUUUGCAGCAACCUUAUGUCACAGAAGCGACUACGUGGCAGGAACUGUAUGGCCGACAGCUUCCCCGAUGUGUCGUCUCUACCCUGCUGCGGGUCCUCGGCAAACAGGAUGACCUUCAUCCAACCUUACAGAGAUGGAACUACAGAAGUAAGAAAGAAUUUCGUGUUGAGAGCCGACGCAUUUUGCGAUGGUGGUCUCGCUGUGUGCACCACAAGGCUACUUUUAGGAAGCGCAUCCUACGAGAUCGGCAGAAGGCAUUUUGGACGCGCAAAGUAUGCGCUGUCAACACCAAAGUUCGGGGUCACUUCAAGCGCAUGAGGAAACCAUUGCGGGUCGAAGGGUUUUUUGCUUGGAAGCAAGCUGCUGAGGCGACCCGGGCAGCCGCCAUCCCAGUCCAGUCUGGGACAAUUCCAGUUGAGAGGUACUGGGCUUGCCUGUUGACCUAUCUCCCCACAUCGUCCCAGUACAUUUCUUACAAGUGGUACUCAGUGUUAGCUGGCUUGGCCUUUGUGAAGUACAAUUACCAUCACUUUGCAGGUAAAGCGCUGUCAGGGAUAGCGGAGAGAGAUGUAGACGUGCAGAGCAAAAUUGAGACAGCGACGAUGCUUGCCCGAGUCCUGCACAGUGCUGAGGAGAGCCGGUGCAAGCAUUUGAACGCUCUGUUCGAUCCUUUCCGGGACGAUGAGCAUUGCUGA